Molecule: messenger RNA, 1248 nt
Organism: Triplophysa dalaica
Lineage: Eukaryota; Metazoa; Chordata; Actinopteri; Cypriniformes; Nemacheilidae
Product: zona pellucida sperm-binding protein 4-like
Exons: 8
Coding region: 1-1248 (415 amino acids)
Biological process (GO): prevention of polyspermy; binding of sperm to zona pellucida
Cellular component (GO): egg coat
Molecular function (GO): structural constituent of egg coat; acrosin binding
Source: RefSeq, a predicted model, not a curated record
AUGGCUGCAAACAGGAGUUUACAGAUUCAAGUGCUUAUGCUUUUACUGAGCUCUGUUUGCAGAGCUUUUCCACAGAGAGGGAUUCCAGCUCGAAGUCCACAGUUCCAGCAAACUGAACAGAGUUUUGCACCCCAACAGCAAACUGAACAACAGUUUCCACUUCAGAAGCAAGUGGUGCAGUCAGAACCUGUUGACAUGUGUGCUGUAGCUAAUUUUGAGCAGAUCCAGUGUGGACAACCUGGUAUCAGUGGUGCUGAGUGUGAAGCCAUAAACUGCUGCUUUAAUGGACAGCAGUGUUAUUAUGGGAUGUCAGUGACCGUCCAGUGUAUGAGAGAUGGUCAGUUUGUGUUGGUGGUGGCUAGAGAUGUUACUCUGCCUCGUCUGAGUCUGGACACGGUCCGCCUGCUGGGUGGAAAUGAAGCACCUUGUGGUCCUGUGGGUUCCUCGCCUUCCUUUGCCAUAUACCAGUUUCCAGUCACUGCCUGUGGCACCAGCAUGAUUGAGGAAAAUGGUUAUGUGGUGUAUGAGAACAGAAUGUCUUCAUCCUAUGAAGUUGGGAUUGGACCUCUUGGCUCAAUCACAAGGGGCAGUCAAUUUGAACUUCUCUUCCAGUGUAGAUAUUCUGCAACUGCUGUGGAAGCUCUGGUUGUGGAGGUCAAUACCGUACCGCCACCUUCACCUAUAGCUGCUCCAGGACCCCUCAGGGUGGAGCUUAGACUGGCAAAUGGCCAAUGUGUAACUAAAGGCUGUGCAGAAGGAGAUGAGGCGUACACAUCCUAUUAUGGCGAGGAUGAGUAUCCAGUCACAAAAGUCCUGCGAGAGCCUGUGUAUGUUGAGGUGCGCAUUUUGGAGAGGACUGACCCCAAUCUUCACCUGAUGUUGGGACACUGUUGGGCGACAUCAACCCCUAGUCCUCUAAGUCUACCCCAGUGGGAUCUUCUAGUUGAUGGAUGUCCUUACCAGGAUGACCGUUACCUGACAACACUGGUUCCAGUAUUUGGCUCGUCUGGUCUUCAGUUCCCAACCCACUACUCCCGCUUUGUUGUGAAGAUGUUCACUUUUGUGGACCCAUCGUCACUGGCCCCUCUGCAGGAGACCAUUUAUAUUCACUGUAGUACUGUGGUGUGCCACCCUGCUUCUGGUUCCUGUGUGCAGAGUUGUGCCAGGAAACGAAGAGAUGUUCAUGCAGCCAUCAAAUCUAGUGAGCAGACAACUGUUUCUAGUGGAGCGGUUACUCUGGUCAUAUAA